CCGCCAUAUCGAGUCCAACAAUCACGAGCUGUGAAACCACCACUCAACACGAUCUUCUCGCAGAGCACUCCAUCUUGGACUUUGCCGUGAUACCUCAGCCGAGAAAGGGUCGCCUUCUGCCUAAGCGCGAAGUUUCAUUUCCAACCAUCCUAUGGGGUCGCCUGGUGAUGAUAACAUAUUCAGAAUGCGAUAUACGUCGAGUGCCGAGAAAUAUCGAAAGGAAGCUGACGUCUUCAGCACACGUUAUCGGUCGCUUCUAGACUCUAAGCUUGAGGAAGCCGGCAUAUCGCCACCGAGAAAGGCUUUAAACCUAACUGGAAUCAAGACAAGACGAUGGCCUUCGGUCAAGUCAGACGAGAAGACUCAGAAACACGAUCCAUCACACGUCGUCUCAGCCAUCGCACGGAGCAGGAACGAAGCACGGAACUGGAAGGACCAACUUGCGAAGAUGGAGAAACGCGCACUCGCAGCCGAAGAGAGGGCCACAGAGGCGGUGGUUAUGGAGCGCAAGGCACGCGCUGCUCUCGAGGCUCGAGAAAAGCAAUUAGCCAACAUGCGUGUCAGGUUCGAUAAAAUGACCUCCAACGCGGAAAAGUCAGAAUCGCAGCGAAAAAUCCUGGAGGAAUACGUCGGCAAGCUGGAGAGGAGGCUCGGAUCCAGUGAGGGAAAUACGAAAAGUGCCUCAGCGAAUCGGGAUAUUGAUCAGCGAGCCCUUUUGGAUGUGGUGGCCGAGCUGCAGGAGGAAAAUGGUAAACUCAAUGACGCGCUGCAGGAAGUUGAAGAGGCGCUUGAAAAAGAAGCAAAAAAGCUUCGCUUGGCAGAUGGCGGAGUUUUGUUGGAAUCCCUCAGAACGCGCAGGCUCUUGGAAACUGCGGAACUCGCGUUGAAGGUAAGAAGGGUACCUUCGUAA
This is a messenger RNA of Micromonas commoda, 910 nucleotides long. RefSeq lists its product with no specific name. The transcript is spliced from 6 exons. NCBI's taxonomy places the organism in Eukaryota, Viridiplantae, Chlorophyta, Mamiellophyceae, Mamiellales, Mamiellaceae. The record is from RefSeq and is a predicted model, not a curated record. Bases 152 to 910 code for a protein of 252 amino acids.